Messenger RNA from Cloeon dipterum, 878 nucleotides. RefSeq names its product 48 related 2 (gene Fer2). Gene Ontology annotation, molecular function: protein dimerization activity; DNA-binding transcription factor activity, RNA polymerase II-specific; RNA polymerase II transcription regulatory region sequence-specific DNA binding. The transcript has 4 exons. Lineage: Eukaryota; Metazoa; Arthropoda; Insecta; Ephemeroptera; Baetidae. The record is from RefSeq and is a predicted model, not a curated record. The coding region runs from base 31 to 765 and encodes 244 amino acids. Gene Ontology annotation, biological process: regulation of transcription by RNA polymerase II; developmental process.
GCCCGGACCGAUCCCCAGGGACACACGGAAAUGCAAUCGACGCGGAUGCAGGCGGACAGCAGCAGCGGCCCAUUCAAAAUGCAGAGCUUCGGCGCCCUCUACGAUGCCCAGGGCGACGACGACGAGCUGCCCUCCUGCGCCUUCGCCGGACGCUCCACCAUCCAACACUAUCUCUCCAUGACAGAAGAGCAGGGAGAGGGAGUGAUGGUGAGCAACGGUGACGAAUCAGGGAUGCACUUGGGGGCGUCCUCGGCGGCCGGCUCGAGCAGCAACAACUACUACCACCAGCAGGCAGCGUGCAGCAGCGCGAGCGGCGGCGGUGGCGGCGGGGGCGGCGGAGGCGGCAGUCCGUACAGGGUGCAGCGGCACGCGGCCAACGUCAGGGAAAGAAAAAGAAUGCUGAGGUCGGCACCUACCCUCGGCCCCAAGGAUACCGUAAAGAUCAGCAUCAACUCUGCCUUUGAUGAGCUUCGGGUUCACGUGCCGACUUUCCCCUACGAGAAGCGGCUGUCCAAAAUCGACACGCUCCGCUUGGCCAUCGCCUACAUUGCGCUGCUCAGGGAGGUCCUGCACACCGACUACGACCCUCUCACCUACGUCGAAAAGUGUCUCCGAGGCGAGAUCAAACCCGAAAGGGCCGAAUGGAACACUAGCGAUCUAACAGCAAGGUUGUCUUGGAUCAACUGGGAAAACCUGGGAGUCAAUCCAGGGCGUCGGGGCGUGUUGACAAACCUGACCUUGUCCGCCGACAACAUGACUGGCUAAUCCUCUUUGCCAAAAUAUUGGCAAUUUCACUGUGAUAGCUUUGAUCUAGUCAGUACUAUAUUUUAUUUGUGAUGUGUUUUGUGGUAUGAAUUAAAUCGCUUCGGCCGAAUCUA